Messenger RNA from Monoraphidium neglectum, 399 nucleotides. RefSeq lists its product as hypothetical. The transcript has a single exon. Bases 1 to 399 code for a protein of 132 amino acids. The record is from RefSeq and is a predicted model, not a curated record. Lineage: Eukaryota; Viridiplantae; Chlorophyta; Chlorophyceae; Sphaeropleales; Selenastraceae.
AUGCACCCGGCCGCCAAGAACCUGACGAACGCCGUCCACGCCGCGCACAACGGGACCCUCAACCUGCUCGCCGGCCACCUGAACCGCACCAAGGCGUGGGGCGCGCUCGGCCAGCGGCUGCUCAACGCGACGCACUUCCCCUUCCUGAACAACACGCGCCGCGCCCGGCCCGCCACGCACCACAACGUCUCGAAGCCCGCGGUGGCCGCCCCCCGCCACGCGUUCCCCAACGUGACGCAGCACCUGCCCCCCCACAUCAAGGGCGGCCUCGCCAACGUCACCCGCCACCUGGGCCGCCUGAAUGUGUCACGGAACGCCAACAAGACCAGCGGCUUUGUGGCCGCGGUGCAGGCGCGCCUCCACAGGAACACCAAGCCGGCCCAGGCCCACGGCCGCUGA